Brassica napus (rape) is the source of this 2135-nucleotide messenger RNA. RefSeq lists its product as uncharacterized. Lineage: Eukaryota; Viridiplantae; Streptophyta; Magnoliopsida; Brassicales; Brassicaceae. The record is from RefSeq and is a predicted model, not a curated record. The coding region runs from base 162 to 1154 and encodes 330 amino acids. Gene Ontology annotation, molecular function: nucleic acid binding; zinc ion binding. The transcript has 2 exons.
UCAUUUUUUGGUCUUAUCAUGGGAGUCUAUCAAGACAUGCUCACAGCACGCCAUGGAACUACAAUGGAGAUCAGUUUUAUCAGAAUCGCUUGGCUGCACCAUCUAUACAUUUUUCUGGUCAUAAGCAAGGACCAAGUGCAUAUCUAAGGUGGGAGGACGACAUGGAGCAAUGGUUUAUAGCUUGGAGAAUUCCAGAGAAGCUAAAGCUAACUUAUGCGAAGGAUACCUUAACCGGAGAGGCAUACAAUUGGUGGAGUCAGCUAGAUGCUGAUAGGAUCUAUUUCAAUGAUCCGGCUUUUACUUGGAAAGAGGUUAAGAUGCUCAUGUAUAGUGAGUUUGUGAAGAAGGCAAAAUACAUUCAGAAGGUGUCCACAAGGAGAUUAAUAAAGCACCAAGUCUUGCAACCCACAGUUCAGAGAGAAGUUGUUUCCCAAAGACAAAGUUCAAGGCCAGUGCAUCCACCUCAAGUCAAACGAAACCAAGGUGAGCACUCUAACUCUUUAAAACCAUCUGAGGUUAUUUGUUAUAGGUGUCAAGGCAAGGGCCAUCUAGCAAAGGAGUGUCCCACAAAACGAGUUGUGAAGUCAGUAGUAUCUGAAGCAAAAGAAACAAACUUGGAGGUAAGUGAUUCCGAUACUAGAAUUGAUGAUUCCUUUUCUAGAAUGGAUAAACAUAUUGAUGAUCUUAUCAACUUGAUUAAAGCUAGAUCUACUUCUGUUUCUAGUAAUUCCAUGACUGUCUUAACACACUUGUCUAGCGCCCAAAAGGUUGAAAGUAUUUCAGGUACUAACAUAGAAAUCAAGGAACAAGAGCCCAACCUUGCUGCGCAAUCAAGUCCAACACUUGAUAAGGUGAUUUCUGAACUUAAAGUGAAUAAUCUUACUUAUCAAAACACUGGUAUGAUGCACUUGCACUCUGUCCAGAAUGUUGAUGAAGGUCUAGGUAAUGAGGAGACACGUACAGAAGCUAAACAACAAGAGAAUAAUGAGCAAUCUACCCUAGAGACCUCUACACCAGCUGAUCAAGCUUUAGAGGUAGUAAAUACCAAAGCUGAAUCAAUGCAAGAUAACCAGGUACAAUGGAGAAGCAUCCAGAACCAAACUCACAACCUUACACCCAAGCAGUGGUCAAUGGAGAAACCAAUUGUGAAAUAGGAGAUUUCGAAAAGGAGACCACGAUCCUUCCAAGGGAAAUCAUAGACCGACCAUGGAAAGGGGGCAUAGCUUCCCUACUGAUCAAAGAAGAACCACCAGAUGGACAAUGCAUCACAAAACCGUGCAUAUACCAAGGUAAGACCCUAGCCUCCCAAAUUAGAAUGAAACCUAACUUGCUCUAUCUUGGUGCAGGUAAAUUGGUUUUGAGGACAAAACCUUUUGAAGAGGGAGGGAAUGAUGAGGACCUAAAGUCAGUAGCUGGACCACCAACUCAUGAGAUCAACCAUACAAGCUACAUUGGAGCCAGCAGCGACAUAGGUGCACUCAAAGAAGGAUAUCUUUGCAACCAUAAGGAAUUUAACCGUGAAACCAGUUUCUAUAGAUUCUCAACUCAACCAGAGCACGCAGCGAAUUGGUUUCAUACCAAAAAGAGUAAUGGUUUAGGAGAUAUGCCAGUUACAAGUCAGACUAUCUACACUGCAUCCGAAUUGGUUCUAAUUAAGGAAAGUAAUUCUUUGCUUAAGGAGUGUGCAACUCAAACUCACGUGUGGAAACCAGGAGAUUAUUCAUUACAUCUAAGAGCAGUGGGAGAGUUUCUACCAUGCACCAGCAGCCACAUGAUCAAGAUGAAUCCCUUAUUUGUCAACUUACCUUACAUGGAUGCAUUCACACUUGGAGUUAUUAAAGACCAACGGCUCUUUCCCCUUCUGUUCAGGCACGACUUAGAGACUAUCCAGACAUCAAAGGAGAUCCCACGGAUGCAUUUAUUUCUGCCCAAACUCACAAGAUACAAGGAGAGAAGACAACUUCCAUACAUGGACAGAUUCUGCACCAACUAAGUCCAACGGCUAGUUUUUCACUUAUUAUUUCUUUCCAAGUUAUUCUUUUAGGCAUUUGUGUUCUUUUCUAUUUAAACAGAGCUAAGUCUCAUUUGUAAAUCACCCUUGCACGAAAUUAAUAAAGUAUUAUUCAGUUUACAAA